GCAGCCUCUCCAGCAUCCUUACUGUGGGCCUGGUUGACCUAAAGCAGCUUCCAAGAUGUCCCAGCAAAACAUUCUGCCAGUGACCCUGCCCCCAGCCCUCAGUCAGGAGCCCCUCAAGCCUGUUUCUCCUCCCACUGAUACCCAGCAGGAGCAAGUGAAGCAGCCAACUCCACUGCCUGUCCCAUGCCAGGAGGUGCCCUCUGCGCAACCAAAGGAGGUCCCUUUGGAACACGGGGAGCAACACACAACUCCUGUGAAGGGGUCGCCCGAGCAAGACUGCGAGCCACAGUCCCAGAAACUACAGCAGCAGGAGCAGCAUCUGGAACAGCUGGAACAGCAGCAACAGCAGCAAGACUCACAGGAGCAGGAACUGCAGCAUCAGGAACAACAUCUGGAACAGCAGCAGCAAGAGUCAAAGGAGCAGGAACUGCACCCGGAACAGCACCCGAAGCAGCAGCAGCAGGAACAACAUGGGGGCCAGAAAGCAGAAAACUUGGAGCUGCAGCUGCAGGAAGAUAAAGCGCAAAAGGAGCAGAAGCUAAAAGAACAGCUGGAACAGGAGAAGAAGCUCCUGGACCAGCAACUGGAUCAAGAGCUAGGGAAGAUAGUUGAGAAGCUGGAAAAGAAAGACGAGCAGCUGCUAGAGCCCCUGGGGCAGCAGGAGGAACAGCUAGAGCAACCUGCGUUUGUUGUAGCUCCUGGCCAGGUUCAGGAGACCCACCCAGUCCAGCCGCUGAAGGGAGAAGUCUUGCCCCCUGCAGAGAAGCAAUAGUAGAAGCAGGAGGUGCAGUGGCCCCCCAACAUAAAUAACCAUCUUCAGUGUCCCAGAGGCCCUCAGACCAUCCCACACACAUGAAGAGAGAGCUGAACCGGUGGCCUCACUUACCUCAGGCCCCCAGUCUGGACGGCCCACCUCAUCUGUGAACCUGCCUGACCCCGUCCUUCCACCUGUCUCUGUGACAGAGUGGGGUGGGGAAGCGGGGAGCUAUUGCCCAGCACCUACUCCUGAUCAUUCCAAUCCCCCCCAAUCCCUACCUCAGGU
Messenger RNA from Molossus molossus (Pallas's mastiff bat), 1042 nucleotides. RefSeq names its product involucrin (gene IVL). The transcript has 2 exons. The record is from RefSeq and is a predicted model, not a curated record. The coding region runs from base 56 to 772 and encodes 238 amino acids. Lineage: Eukaryota; Metazoa; Chordata; Mammalia; Chiroptera; Molossidae.